AUGGCUCAGGAUCCCCGCGCGCUGCUCCAAAAGGCCGAGAAGUCGCUGCAGAGUGCUGGCGGCGGCUUCAGCUUCUUUGGUGGUCGCGAGGACAAGUACCAGAAUGCGGCAGAGCUCUUUAUCCAGGCAGCCAACGCCUUCAAGAUGCAGAAGCAGAAUAUGGAGGCCGGCAAGGCCUUUGAGCAGGCGGCGCAAAUACAGACUGGCAAGCUCAACGAGCCUGACGACGCCGCCAACACCCUCGUCGACGCCUUCAAAGCCUACCGCAAGGACGAUCCCCAGGCCGCGGUGCGCUGUCUCAACGUCGCCGUUGACCGCUACUGCGCAAAGGGCAACUUCCGGAGGGCCGCCUCGCAGAAGGAGACUAUGGGCGAGCUGUACGAGCAGGACCUGGGCGACUCCAAAAGCGCCCUCGAGUGCUAUGAGGCUGCUGCCGGGUGGUUUGAGGGCGACAAUGCCAACGCGCUGGCCAACAAGCUCUGGCUCAAGGUGGCCGAUGUGGCGGCGCUCGAGGGCGACUACUACAAGGCCAUUGAAAACUACGAAAAGGUGGCGGAGCAGUCCAUCAACAACAACCUGAUGAAGUACAGCGUCAAGGACUACUUCCUCAAGGCGGGCAUCUGCCACCUGGCGAGCGGCGACCUGGUGGCGGCACAGCGCGGCCUCGAGCGCUACCGCGACAUGGACCCGGCCUUUGGGACGCAGCGCGAGCACAUGCUGCUGACGGACCUGUGCGAUGCCAUCGAGGCCAAGAGCCAGGAGCAGUUUAGCGACAAGCUGUUCCAGUACGACCAGGUCAGCAAGCUGGACAAGUGGAAGACGACGAUGCUGGUCAGGGUCAAGAACUCGAUUGAGGAGGCAGACGAUGAGUUUGCCUAG
Molecule: messenger RNA, 879 nt
Organism: Hirsutella rhossiliensis
Lineage: Eukaryota; Fungi; Ascomycota; Sordariomycetes; Hypocreales; Ophiocordycipitaceae
Product: soluble NSF attachment protein, SNAP domain-containing protein
Exons: 4
Coding region: 1-879 (292 amino acids)
Biological process (GO): intracellular protein transport; SNARE complex disassembly
Cellular component (GO): SNARE complex; vacuolar membrane
Molecular function (GO): soluble NSF attachment protein activity; syntaxin binding
Source: RefSeq, a predicted model, not a curated record